Messenger RNA from Rhodotorula toruloides NP11, 1236 nucleotides. RefSeq names its product D-arabinose 1-dehydrogenase. The coding region runs from base 1 to 1236 and encodes 411 amino acids. Gene Ontology annotation, molecular function: D-arabinose 1-dehydrogenase [NAD(P)+] activity. Gene Ontology annotation, cellular component: cytosol. The transcript has 6 exons. NCBI's taxonomy places the organism in Eukaryota, Fungi, Basidiomycota, Microbotryomycetes, Sporidiobolales, Sporidiobolaceae. The record is from RefSeq and is a predicted model, not a curated record. Gene Ontology annotation, biological process: dehydro-D-arabinono-1,4-lactone biosynthetic process.
AUGGCUUCUACCGACCUCUUGACGCCGCGCUACCCUGCCCUCGACCCCAAGCAGGGUGGCAUUACCGACGGCCCGCUGCCUCUCCCGCCGCUUGUCCUGGGUGCCGGCGUCUAUGGCUACGACUACAACUCGAAGGAGACCCUGCUCGAGUCGAGCGUCCCCGAGCAGGCGAUGCGGCUCGCCUUCCGCUACGGAAUCCGCACACUCGACACGUCGCCGUACUACACCACCAGCGAGCGGGUCGUCGGCGACGUCCUCGAGAAGCUCCGCGACGAGUUCCCUCGCGACUCGUACCAGAUCAUCACCAAGAUCGGCCGCUACGGACGCACAAAGGAGGAAGGGUUCGACUACUCGCCCUCGCGCAUUCGCGAGUCUGUCAAGAACUCGAUGAAGCUCAUGAAGACCGACUACCUCGACGGCGUUUACGCUCACGACGUCGAGUUCGUCUCGGAACAGCUUGCGGAUGCUGGAGAGGAAGGGUUCAAGGUUGGCGAGAACGGCGAGAUCAAGGAGGAGGAUCUCGAGAAGUGGGGUUUGCGCGAGGAGGAUGCGGGCAAGAUCAGGGGUCCGGGAGACGAGAAGGUCCUAGCGGCCCUCAAGGAGCUCUUUGCGCUCAAGAAGGAGGGCGUCAUCCGCGCCGUCGGCUUCAGCGGCUACCCUAUGCCGACGCUGCUCCGCCUCGCCCGCCUUAUCGCUCACCAUCUCGAGCCUCUCGAUAUCAUGCAAUCCUACUGCCACCACACCCUCCAGAACACGACUCUCCAGACGUACUACCCUCUCUUCGUCAAAGCCGGCGUCAAGCAGAUUCUCGUUGCCUCCCCGCUGAGCAUGGGCGUCCUUCGCUCCCUCCCUCCGCCCGGAUGGCACCCCAUCUCGCCCGCCUGCCGCGACGCUACCGCCGAAGCAAUCAAGGUGUGCCAGUCCAAGGGCCGUAGGCUCGAAGACGUCGCCCUUGGAUAUGGAUUCACGAGCGUCAAGCCUGCUGGCUCGAGGGAAGGACGCGACACACCGACUGUUGUCGGACUCAGCACGCCCGAGGAAGUCCACGAGACGAUGAAGGUCUACCACGAGUUGUACGGCGCGGGACAGGAGAGUCGCGAGGGGCGCAGGCCGGGCGAGGGGCUCGGCAAGUCGGGCAGCGAGGUUGCCAAGUUGCAGAAGGAGCUCGAGAAGGACGUUGUCGACAUCUUCAAGGCCAAGGGCGGGUACAACUGGACCUGGGCUGUCGGCGUGUAG